AGCGCGUGGGAUGAGGGCCAGAAUGGCGAAAGCCGGCGGGAGGGAGCCGACGUCGAAAUCACGUGCGGCGUCCGUCCACGCGACCGUUGCGGUAGCGGCGGCGGCGGCAGCAGCUGGCGCGUAGUACGAAAGCGGCUCUCCGCGGUUUUUCUGUGCCGGGCUAGCGGAGAGAGCCGAAGGCCGCCGCGGGGAUUGAGCGUCGAGUGAACGGUCGGAGCUUGAUGCGGUGUUGUCGCCGCCGUCUUGGUUGUGGACUGGUGCCAACAGCGGCGGGAGCCGGCCGUGCCGAUGUUGCUGCGCCCGGGAAGAGGACGCAUCGCGCGCCGGGAGCGGCCGUUGCCGGAGCUGCUGUGCUUCGUCCUGGCGCUCCUUGUGGCUGCGGCGUCUCCGGCCUUGUCGUGGGAUCUGCAGGACAUCGUUGAUGACACGGAGGGGGAGGACUGGUGGAUGCCUGCGCGCCGCGAAGCCCUCGCGGCUGGUGUCUGCCCGACAGGCCAGGACCUCUGCACUCGCGGUGCCCCGGACAACGUGUGCCGAUGCGACGCCGACUGCGCGCGGUACGGCGACUGCUGCGUCGACCGUCGUCGCGGCGACUCAUCGGAACCGGCGCCUGUCGUGUCGGGUUCGCACUGGCGCUGCGUGCUCGAGAACGGGCGUGAGUUCUACGCCCUAGCCUCGUGCCCCGACGACCCCGCGGUCGACUCGGACUUGCGCGACCACUGCCUCGGCCGCGGAAAACAGCUGAAGCCGCUGCAGCACGUUCCCGUCUACAGCAACGCGUCGAGGACGAUGUACGCGAACGUGUUCUGUGCCGCCUGUCACGACGACGUGCAGGCCUUGAGACCCUGGCAGCUGGAACUUCAUUGCAACAGGGCGUGGAAUGCCGAAAAGGUGCUGCGUUUCCUCGCCGCCGGACAUUACGGCAAGAUGAGCCACGCGCUUCACGGUUCCGAGGGUCUUAGCUGCAGGCUCCAGGUUGCCGACGCGUCUUCCGAAUCCUUCUGGCACGAGUUGCCCGGUCUUCGCGGGUGCCGGCUCGCGUCUUCCACCUGUCGGAAGAGCGCCUCUAGACGUGACGUUGUCCUGUGCUCCAGCUACACCGCAUAUGUUUAUUCCCCGCGCAAGUUCUCCAACUACCGCAACUUCCACUGUUUUCGGUGCGCCGGGGGAUCGUCGGCGGGCACCGUCGAGUGCGGCGCCCGACCGGCUUCGUACGCCCACGACGCGCCGGACGUGUCGCACCUCGUGCUCGGCGUUCGGAGCCACUUUAUCAACCCGCGCAAGUGUGGUCACACGGGAACACGCAUCUACGACCCCUUGAGCGACGCUUGCUACCUGCCACCGCCCAGUGAAGUUCUCGCUGGUGACGAACCGUCGGGCGCCCCGCCGGUUGAACCUCCCACCGCCAGUGCGUUUCGAUUGUUGCUAACUGUGGUGGCGGCGGGGCUCACGGCUUUGUUGUGACAGGUGGCUCACUGUGAGAGUGGGCUCGAGCCGGUGACGGAUUUCUGAACCUCGCUGAACUCUACUUCACGGAGAUUCUCCGUUCCCGAUGGCGCACCCGUAGCUUUUGUGAUGGUCCCGCUGAGUGCGCUCAUGUAUGCGUCAGGGUAGUGGGGGCCGUGGGAUUCUUUUCAUUUGUUAGAAAGAACGUCAUUACGCUCUGACGCUGAGCCAUUAGAAUAUCCGAUGCAACAGCGGUCAACUGCCCUAAUGGGAAGAAUCAGAUUUGUCGACAGAAUGGUUUAGACUGUAUAGAAAGGCAACUUUCCUAUGCUUUAUCUAGCGCGUUUACCUGGCGUUUGUCUAGCGCAUUGUCUUUAUCUCAGCGCGUUCUAGCGUGUUGAUGCCAGUGAGUAUUCAUUGCAAACUUUGUUGUGUAGGUCUGGAGUGUUUGUCGGACGUCAGCACUCCUUCGCUCCAGUUUCUGCACGGCAUUACCUUUUAAUAACAUUAGUGCAAGAACAGCGAAGGUACAGAUGAGGUGCUUUUGCUCUAUUUGACUUCAGUAACGUCGAAAUUGCAGUUGUGCAUUGCAGCGGUCGGAUUACUGGCGUUAAUUCCUACCAGCAGCGAUGAGAAACUUGUGCUUGCACUGCAGUGUUUUGUAUCGCCCGCUCACGAAUAUCCGCUAGGUGAAAACCGAUAGUGUUGAGCAAGGAUAACGUGACAGUUUAUCAUUGCUUGAGAGUCGCGAACGGCACUUCGAAGGUGUCGCCUUGCUGUCGAACUGUCGUAAUCUCAUCACGCCGUGCGCGUAGUUUUUCACGCGACACUGACCUUUACGCGAAACGUUGGGAGCGAUAAGAGCUCUCGUCUUGCAUCUCAAGUUUCCAGCAUCAGCCGCUGAUAAGGUGUUUGCAGAAAGGUCUGGCACCUCAGGCAGCAGCGAUAUUAGCGUAAGAAUGAAAAUGACAGAGCACAUGGAGCAACGUUUUGCUUAAGUAAAAAUAAAAAAAAUAAAUUAUUGGAUUUUACGUGCCAAACCAUGAUUAGGCACGCCGUAAUUUGGGACAGAUGGGGUUUCUUCAACUUGCACCUAAACCUGCGCCAUUCGGACGACCUGGGGUUCUUAAACGUGCACUUAAAUCUAAGCACACCGGUGUUUUCGCAUUUGGACCCCGUCAAAACCCGGCCGCCAUUGCCAGGAUUCGACCCGUGACCUCGUGCUUAGGAGCCCAACGCCAAAGCCACUAAGAAACCACUGUGGGUUUGCUCAGAUUACUGUGUGUAGGGCAGAAAAUUUCGCUCCUACACCGUUUAAUGGCAUCACUGCGUUAGGUGGCUGAACAUACUCGUAUUGCUGUUGUAUGCUCUAUCACCGCUGAUUUUGUUUACGCACGAGUCUUUUACAGUUGGACGAAAUGCAUGUAGUCGAUUUGUUUUCCGCUCGAACCGGCCCACUACCCUGCUGCGGAUAUCGUGCGUCAUUCCUAAUUGGCAGUUCUGGAAGGCUAGGGAAGAGCAUGGCCGUCCUAAGUGGGACUGCUGGUCGUUUAGCUGCUGUGGGGAUUAUGCCCCACCCUUAUAUCUCAAUACAAUGCGUUCGGUAAUUUUAGCAUCACGGCAGGGAUUUCACGUAUAGUCAACACUUGUGCGGCUGACGGCGUCAACUUAUCUUACGCCAUUGACGUUGGUUUUUGCGGCACAUGUGCCAUUUACGUGCAAUGGUUCUUCUGUUUUUUUUCCCUCGUUUCUCGCUGUGCUGCUCGCGUCUUUUUGUGCAUACUAGGCGCAUCUUGUGACCUUCUGGUGUCAUUAUAUAAAUACAGACAUUUAGGAAUGUCAGGGUUGACAAAGUUGGCAGUCAACGAGUGUUCGAUAAGCGUCCACACAUUCGUUUUCUGUUCGCCUUAAAAUUUCUGUACACUGUCGCUCAGCGUUCGACAUUUUUAUUACUGCGCGUAUUGUCAUGUUUUACAAGAUUUCACGUCAUUGUAAGUUAAUUUAUUAUUGUGUCAUUACCGAACGUUUCUCUCUUUUCGGCAUUCUGCGUGCGUAUCACUCCUGUUCAAAUAAACUUUCUUGAAGUGUUGCGUUA
Molecule: messenger RNA, 3541 nt
Organism: Dermacentor albipictus
Lineage: Eukaryota; Metazoa; Arthropoda; Arachnida; Ixodida; Ixodidae
Source: RefSeq, a predicted model, not a curated record